Salvia miltiorrhiza (redroot sage) is the source of this 4128-nucleotide messenger RNA. Its product is annotated as probable LRR receptor-like serine/threonine-protein kinase At3g47570. The record is from RefSeq and is a predicted model, not a curated record. The transcript is spliced from 7 exons. Gene Ontology annotation, biological process: protein phosphorylation. Gene Ontology annotation, cellular component: plasma membrane. The coding region runs from base 765 to 4007 and encodes 1080 amino acids. Gene Ontology annotation, molecular function: receptor serine/threonine kinase binding; protein kinase activity; ATP binding. NCBI's taxonomy places the organism in Eukaryota, Viridiplantae, Streptophyta, Magnoliopsida, Lamiales, Lamiaceae.
GGUUUGUCAUUCCUUUCCCAUCUUCAUUGCAUUUCUACUUUCAUUCCAUUCCAUCAUACCAAUCACCUCCUUAUUAUAUGGCUAAAAUAGUGUAUUAUCCCUAACAUGUACCUUGAUCAUUGUUUCUCUUUUACUGGUUCGGGAUGAUGACAAAUUGUUUCCCAGGAGGAAGCCAACUCCGAAAGAUACUGUGAAAGGUGACAAUUCUUGAAUAAUGGAUACUAGAGCCAUUGAGCAUCUGUUCAGGAAUCUCUGCACAUCAGAGACGAAUCUCGGGUUGUAAACACAUAAUAUUCUUGUGUAUAAUAUGUAGGUAAACUGUAGUAAAUAAUAAAGAAGCAAAAUAGACCUACUGAUACUAUGAUAAAGUAGGACACAACAAAGAUAUAAUCAGCUAUAGUAGUUUGUUAAAGAUUAACAUGUGUGGAGGAGCCAAUCCACACAAAAGGUACUUUAGAAAAAAGUGGAUGGCUUUUUCUUUUUCCGUUUCCACUAAACAACUUUGAGAAUUGAUUGAUCUUCUUCGUCUUCGUCGUCGUCUUCAUCUUAAGAGCUUUCAAAAGAUUGAAGCAACUAAAGAUUAAGAUAUGUGGAGAAGCCAAUCCAUACAAAGGUACUUUAGGAAAAAGUGGAUGGCUUUUUCUUUUUCCGUUUCCACUAAACAACUUUAAGAAUUGAUUGAUCUUCUUCGUCUUCGUCGUCGUCUUCAUCUUAAUCUUCAUCUUCUGAGCUUUCAAAAGAUUGAAGCAACUAAAGAUUAAGAUAUGUGGAGAAGCCAAUCCAUACAAAGUGUUACACUGAUCGCCACCUCCUUACCAUUUUCCAAUUCAACCACUGAUCAAGAUGCACUACUCGCCUUCAAAAAUGCCAUCACUUCGCACCCCAAUUCCAUCCUGAUCAGCAACUGGUCCACUAAUGCUCCCAUCUGUAGCUGGACCGGCGUCUCCUGCAGCCUCGACCACCAAAGGGUCACGGCCCUCAAUCUCUCCGGCUUUGGCCUCCAAGGAACUCUCUCUCCACAUCUCGGAAACUUAACGUUCCUUCGAUCUCUGGACAUGAGCUCCAACAAUUUCACAGGCUCCAUACCCUCUGAGCUGUCCAAUAUCCGAGGGCUGCGCACUUUGAACUUAUCGAGUAAUCAGCUCACUGGUACUCCACCCAGUUGCGUCUUCACCAACAUGUCUGUGUUGGUAGAGAUUGAUCUCAGGUCUAAUGAGCUAACGGGCCAACUCCCAAGUGAUAUAUGCAGUAAUACUCCCAAACUCAAGAGAUUAUUUCUCAGAAAUAAUCAAAUUAAUGGAAAAAUUCCAAAGAGUAUAUACAAGUGCAGAGAGAUGGAGGAGCUGAGCUUGGCCUACAACCAAUUCAAUGGCAACAUACCAACUGAAAUUGGGAAUUUAACCAAACUUACAUAUUUAGGCUUGUCAUCAAACCAUGUGGAAGGAGAAAUUCCUUCUUCUAUCUUCAACAUUUCUUCUCUGGAAUUUGUGUUCCUCGGCGGCAACAGUCUUUCCGGAAGUAUCCCACUUUUCAAAGGUGUAACCAAACUUCAACUUUUGUAUCUUGACUUCAACAAAUUGACAGGUGGUAUACCAAAAGAAAUUGGACAUCUUACCUCCUUGAAGUAUCUAGCACUUCAGAACAACAACUUGACAGGUCACGUACCAAUGCAAAUUGGGAACCUUACUCUGCUGAAAAAUUUGCUUAUUAGUUCUAAUAAUUUGGCAGGUUCCAUCCCAGCUUCCAUAUUCAAUAUCUCAACACUGGAGAUAUUAAAUCUUCAACAGAAUCAAUUUUCCGGCCGUCUUCCUCCAAACAUGUGUGUUUCACUUGUGAAUCUUCAAGAGCUAUAUUUGCAUACUAAUAGACUCAGCGGUGAAAUUCCAACUUGUAUUAACAAUGCUUCGAAGCUUACUUUUUUGGAAUUGAACUCAAACUCAUUCACCGGCUCUAUCCCCGACUUUGGUAAUCUAAGACAGCUGCAAGCGCUUCGGCUCUGGGAAAAUAACUUCACAGGAGCUGAAUUUCUCUCUUCUUUGACUAACUGUCGGAAUUUGGAGACAUUGGAAAUAUCGAACAAUCCACAGAUGAAUGGCAUCCUCCCAGCUUCCAUUGGGAAUUUAUCUACUUCUCUUGUCACUUUUUCAGCAUCUUCCUGCGGCAUUCGAGGUGCUAUUCCUUCUGAAAUUGGAAACUUAAGCAGUUUGCAAACUCUGGAGUUAUCUGGGAAUCAAUUCACAGGAUUCAUCCCGACAACAGUGGGAAAGUUGAAGCAACUAGUAAAGUUGCAGUUUUAUGGUAGCCAGUUGCAAGGAUAUAUCCCUCGUGAGCUUUGCAAUAUCAGUACUUUGGGGUAUCUGUUUUUGAGUGUUAAUAUGCUUACGGGUUCAGUCCCUGAAUGUUUGGGAGAAAUCAAAUCGCUAAAAGAAGUCUCAUUGGCCUCAAACAAGCUCAAUUCCACACUUCCUUCCAACUUGUUAAAUAUUCAAGAUCUCUUAUUUCUAAACUUAUCUUUAAACUAUUUGAGUGGUGAGCUUCCAUAUCAGAUGAGGAUGAGGGCUAUCUACUUUUUAGACUUAUCAUCUAACAAGUUUUCAGGAAAUAUUCCCAGCUCAAUUGGAGACUGCAAAUCACUGGAAUACCUAAUUUUAUCAAAUAACAAGUUGAAUGGAUCCAUCCCCAAAUCUUUGGGGGAGCUCGGAGGCUUGCAGACAUUGAAUCUUUCCAAUAAUAAUCUUUCUGGUUUGAUACCAAAGUCAUUGGAAAAUCUUAAGCUUAAGCAAUUUGAUGUGUCGUGUAAUCAAUUGGAAGGGGAAAUUCCAAAUGAGGGUUGUUUUGCCGACUUUAGUGCUCAAUCAUUUCUUAACAACUCUGGUCUCUGUGGGCCAGAAAGAUUUCAAGUGCCAUCCUGCAAAACAGAUCAUCCAAGAUCUACAUCCAAGACUGUUUCUCUAGUAAUGAAAUAUGUUGUUCCCCCCCUCCUUGGAUUCAUGUUAGUGGUGAUCGGCAUACUCAUUCUCUUAAGGAGAUGGAGACCGCAAGAGAAACCACCUACAAGUGCGAAUUCAUCAGUAACUAGUAGUUGGAAAAUAGUUUCAGAGAAAGAACUCGAGUUGGGAACGAGUUCUUUUAGUGAGACGAAUCUUCUUGGAAGAGGAGGCAUCGGUUCAGUAUUCAAAGCAACACUUGCAGAUGGGACACUGGUUGCUGUCAAAGUCUUCAACUUGCAAGUAGAAGGAGCUACCAAGAUCUUCGACACUGAAAGCCGGAUAUUGGGCACCAUUCGACAUAGAAACUUAGUCAAGACAAUUGGUUGUUGCAGUAACACCGGAUUCAAAGCCUUGAUUCUUGCAUACAUGCCUAAUGGAAGCUUGGACGAAUGGUUGCAUUCUGAUAAAUUAUGUCUGGAUUUGGUUGAAAGACUGAAGAUAGCAAUAGAUGUUGCAUUUGCCUUGGAAUAUCUCCAUCAUGGUCACACUUUCCCUAUUGCUCAUUGUGAUAUAAAGCCAAGCAAUGUGUUGCUCGAUGCAGAUAUGACUGCUCAUGUUGGUGAUUUCGGUAUUUCCAAGCUCUUUGACAAUGGUGAGGCUGCAGUUCAUACUGUAACCAUGGCAACAAUCGGCUAUGCAGCACCAGAGUUUGGAUCCGAAGGAAUGAUAUCGACGAGUGGGGACGUAUACAGCUACGGAAUACUGUUGUUGGAGAUAUUUACGAGUAAGAGGCCAACAAAUGAUAUGUUUGGCGCGGAAAUGAGCAUAAAGGAAUGGGUGGGUAAGGCAUUACAAGAAGAUAGGAUAAGUGAAAUUGUGGCGCCUGCUUUGCUAUCAACAGAAGAUCCGCAUUUCUGUGCAAAGGAGCAAUGCGUGUUAUCUAUUUUUGAUUUGGCGAUGAAAUGUUUAGCCUUUUUGCCCGAGGAAAGGAUCAACAUGAUGGAAGUCGUGGCUGCUCUACAGAAGAUCAAAGACAAGUUUGCUGUGGAAGAGAUCAAGAAGAAACAUCACAAGUGAUAGCUAGAUUGUUUGCAUUGGUUCGUAAAAUAAUUAAUAGUUUGUAUAUAUGUGUUGGUGUCGAUGAAUUUGGUGUGCCAAGUAUGGUUGUUUAGUGGAGGUUGAUAUUUUUCUUCUCAAA